CCGUCGACGUCGUCGUUCGUCGAAUGCGAGCACGUGUUCCACAUCGUUGGCUACAGCGCGCGCAAGGCUCUGGCCCUCGAUGCCCACUCCUCCAUCCUCUCCGGCGCCUUCCUUGUCGGCGGCCACACCUGGGCCCUCGACUGCGGCUUUCACGACCAUGGACACCUCGCCUCAGUCUCUGUGCAGCUGCUCACCGCCUACAUCACCGAUGACGUCGUGGCCAAGGCUGGCCUGAGGAUCGAACACCCGCUUGGCCGGUGCCCCGCUGCCGUGUGGCUAAGCGACGGCGCUUACACCUUCCCCGCCCGGUACGGCAGGACCUGGACGCUGCCGCUCCCUGACGAGUUCCAUGGUGGUCGAGAGGCACGCUUCGUGCAAGAUGACCGCCUCACCAUCGUGUGCACCCUCGAGGUCCUCCAGGAGGAAGAGCACUCUACCAUCGCUGAGGAUUUCCACAAGCUUCUUCCUCUUGUCCUUGGCGAGGAGUCGGAAUCGGAGAACAAGAGGCACGGCUGCAUGUUACCGGAUGUGACGUUCCUCGUGGAGCAGACCGAGAUCCAAGCCCACAGGCUCGUCCUAGCUAUGCGGUCGCCCGUCUUCGCUGCCGAGCUCCUCGGCGACAUGAGAGAAAGUACCAUAUCUCAUGUUAGAGUCGACGACAUUAGCGCAUCAACUUUCAGGGCCAUGCUCCGCUUCAUCUACACCGACGAGCUUCCCAUCAAAGCAGAGAAGAACAAUAUGGCAUUGAGAAGCCGACGUGCUUGCAAAGCCAAGUAUGACGCCAGGCGCCGCUUGGCCAUGGCGUGUGACCUGCUUGUUGCAGCGGACCUCUACGACCUGGGGAAGCUGAGGCUCAUGUGCGAAGAGAUAUUGUCUGAAAGCAUGGAUGUCGCGUCUGUUAUGCCGAUUUUACUGGUGGCGCAUGGCCGGUACAACUGCCGGCAACUGGAGGCCUAUUGCAUUGAGUACUUGGCGUCCGAUGCAAACGUGUACGCCGCCGUAAAAGAGACACAGGAGUACCAGGAGCUCGAGGAAAACUACUGCUCGUUCAUAGCUGAGCUCGUGGACAAAGUAGCCACCCAUAAGUUAGCAGCUAAGGGCUCCUCCUUCCGCGCCAACUGCAGCAGCCCGUGCCCAAAGAUGAUGAGCAUGUCAACGUAUAACACAUCGGAGGUUAUCCGUGGAACAUACGAGUUCAGAAUCCCCAAUUUCAGUAGCGUGAGGGAGAGCCAUGCUGUAGACCAAGAAUUCGAAUCCAGCACUUUCAUGGUAGGCGGUUACAAAUGGAUGUUAUAUCUUUACCCGUCCGGCAGUUCAGAAUCACUUAUACAGAAGAUGAAGAAAGGGCAACAUAUUCCCGUGUACGCUGAUAUGUUGAGCGAUCCUGGAAUUGCUGGUGUAAGGGCGUCUGCAUGUUUCAGGAUCGAUGAUCCUAGUGGCAAAUCCCCGUCGACCAUAGCAUGGCUACAAAAUAUCUUUAAAGAGUCGUCAUGUGGCUUUCCUAAAUUCACCACCGUGAAAGAUGUAAAGUCACGGUAUCUGGCACAUGAUGGAUCUCUAACUAUACGAUGUGACAUUGUAGUUACCAACAAGGCAUGCAUUGGUGCUAGUGGCAUUGGAGACACAACUCUUGCGAUGUCGCCCAAUAUCAGGUGGAACCUUGAAAAAUUGCUAGCGAGCGGGAAGGGCUCAGAUGUGACUUUUCUUGUCGAAGAGAGGAAGAUUCAAGCGCAUAGGCUCGUGAUUGCCACACGGUCACCAGUCCUAUACGAGGUGGUGGGGCCUAACGAGGAGGAACAUGUCGUAAUAGUCGAUGACAUAAAGUUUGCGGCCUUCAAGGCCGUGAUCCACUUCAUCUACACGGACAAGUUACCUCCAAUCGAAGACCUAGACCCUGCAACUAUGGUUUCCAGUGAUGAUGUGAUUAUCGCCGGAGAAAUAUUGUUUGCAGCAUGUCGGUUCCAUCUGGAGAAGAUGAAGGCCAUGUGUGAGAACAUUCUAGGUGAGUCCGCCUCGAGCAAGAACGUGUCCAGGAUACUCAAGUUGGCUCGCCAUCACCAAUGUUCGAAGCUCGAAGAUCAUUGCACCGAGUUUUAUCUAUGA
Molecule: messenger RNA, 2103 nt
Organism: Lolium rigidum
Lineage: Eukaryota; Viridiplantae; Streptophyta; Magnoliopsida; Poales; Poaceae
Product: BTB/POZ and MATH domain-containing protein 3-like
Exons: 1
Biological process (GO): protein ubiquitination
Molecular function (GO): protein binding
Source: RefSeq, a predicted model, not a curated record